AUGACAUUAGGCAUAAACCCCCGCAAGCGCCCCCCAAAUGCAAACAUAACCUUCAUCACGGCACUGCCCGGAGAAGACUACGAUGUAGCGUUGGAUUAUUUGGAGAGGAUCGCGGCGAUUGUGUUUCCGGUUAUGAGGGAUAAUGGACUUGCGGUUAUGUCGUUGGACGAAUUCCCGGCGACUAUGGAGUUUUGGGGGAGGAAUUUCAACGCUGGAGAGGUUAUCCAGCUAGUACUCAAGAAUCCCAAUACUGGUGCCUGGCUGCCGUUCAGUUUUGUACAGCGGGUUAUGAUACAUGAGCUUGCGCAUAUUAAACAGAUGAACCACUCUAGAUCCUUCUGGUCUGUCAACAGCAAAUUCUCAACACAACUUCAAGUCCUCAGGGCAAAGGGGUAUACUGGCGAAGGCUUCUGGUCGGCGGGGAGAACUUUAUUGUCAGAGCGACACACGCACGAUCAGCCACUUGCUGAGGAUGAUAUGCCAAAGUCACUUUGUGGCGGAACAUACCGCUCCUACGAAAAACGAAAAAGCACACAGGACGCCAACUAUCGAGCGAAAAAGCCAAAACUAACCUACGCCGAGCGCCAACAAUACCGUAAAGAGCGGAAAUUCGGACCUAGCGAAGGGGAGAAAGUUGGCGCAGAUGACAAUACAAGAAGUGUCUUGGAACAUGGGAAGAAGUCGACGGCUGCGCCGAGGAUCGCGCAGAGCGCACGGGGGAGGGAGUUGAGGGCUGCGGCAGCGCUGAAGAGGUUUGAGGUGCUGAAGGUGGAGAGGGUUGAGGGGGGGGUUGGGGAUGAGAGCGACAGUAAUACUGAGAGUAAGGGUGAUUGGGACGAAGAUGAGAAGAAAGUCGAUGUCGGUGGCGGGAAGUACCUUGAUGCGUGUGGGCAUGGGACGGCAUGGGAGUGUUUUGACGAGGAGAGUACCGGUAUGAGUGGGAAAGGGAAGGGACGGGAACAACCACGGGGGUCCACAUCGAACAAUAGCGCAAAGAAAGACGCAGUCGACCUUACCAACGACGACUCCCAGGCACCACCUCCCAACUGCAAACCUCAAACCCUCAACCCACCAUUGGCACUGCCAAACCCUCAAAAUCCCAUCCUAUCCCUUUCCUCUCGCCCUAAGGCCAAGGCCCCCAACGAGGCUUCAAAAACCACCUGCACCGCAUGCUCAUUCGCUAACGACCCAACGUCGACGCUGUGCUGUGUCUGUGCUAAUGUUUUAAAUCCUGGGCGUAUGAAGAAUGCAUGGAAGUGCUCGUGUUAUGGAGAUUUGCGUUAUAUGAAUCCGGGGGAUGCUGGUAUCUGUGGGGUUUGUGGAGGGAGGGGUGGUAGGGGGUGGUAGGGGGUGGUAGGGGGUGGGUUGGAGUUUUCAAGAAUUUUUUUUCUAAAAGGGGGGUUAAGUUGUGUUUUAUGGGUUUUUCAUGGUUCGGGCGAUGAAUGAUUGCUUGCGCGUGGUUUCAUGAGUGAAAAUGCAGCGUAAUAAUGUUAUGUUACCA
Molecule: messenger RNA, 1501 nt
Organism: Tuber melanosporum (Perigord truffle)
Lineage: Eukaryota; Fungi; Ascomycota; Pezizomycetes; Pezizales; Tuberaceae
Exons: 7
Coding region: 1-1347 (448 amino acids)
Source: RefSeq, a predicted model, not a curated record